Messenger RNA from Lolium rigidum, 1562 nucleotides. RefSeq names its product 7-deoxyloganetin glucosyltransferase-like. The transcript is spliced from 2 exons. Gene Ontology annotation, molecular function: UDP-glycosyltransferase activity. NCBI's taxonomy places the organism in Eukaryota, Viridiplantae, Streptophyta, Magnoliopsida, Poales, Poaceae. The record is from RefSeq and is a predicted model, not a curated record. Bases 1 to 1455 code for a protein of 484 amino acids.
AUGAACUCCGCUGGACUGAAAGGCGAGAAGCGGCACGCGGUGUGCCUGCCGUUCCCGACGCAGGGGCACAUCACGCCGAUGAUGAAGCUGGCCAAGGUCCUCUACUGCAAGGGCUUCCACAUCACCUUCGUCAGCACCGAGUACAACCACCGCCGCCUGAUCCGCUCCCGCGGCGCGAGCGCCGCCGAGGGCCUCCCUGGCUUCCGCUUCGCCACCAUCCCGGACGGCCUGCCGUCGUCCGACGCCGACGCCACGCAGGACCCGGCGGCCCUCUCCUACGCCACCAUGACCGCCUGCCCCGCUCACUUCAAGAACCUGCUCGCCGACCUCGGCCGCUCAUCGGCAGGUGUCCCGCCUGUCACCUGCGUCGUGGCGGACAACCUCAUGAGCUUCAGCGUGGACGCCGCGAGGGAGCUCGGCGUGCCGUGCGCGCUGUUCUGGACCGCCAGCGCCUGCGGCUACAUGGGCUACCGCAACUUCCGCCCUCUCAUCGACCAGGGCAUCAUCCCCCUCAAAGAUGAAGAGCAGCUGACGAACGGGUUCAUGGACAUGCCGGUGGACUGGGCGCCCGGGAUGAGCAAGCACAUGCGGCUGAAAGACUUCCCGACCUUCCUCCGCACCACGGACCGCGAGGACACCCUGAUGACCUUCCAGCUACACCAGGUGGAGCGCGCCGAGGAGGCGGACGCCGUCAUCAUCAACACCAUGGACGAGCUCGAGCAGCCGGCGCUCGACGCGAUGCGCGCCAUCACCCCGGCCAUCUACACCAUCGGCCCGCUCAACUCCCUCGCCGAGCAAAUCCUCCCCUCCAGGGGCCCGCUCGACGCGGUAAGCUCAGGCCUCUGGAAAGAAGACCGCGGGUGCCUCGAGUGGCUCGACGGCAAGAAGCCAGGGUCCGUGGUGUACGUGAGCUUCGGGAGCGUCACCGUGAUGAGCAACCACGAGCUGGUGGAGUUUGCGUGGGGGCUGGCCAACAGCGGCCACGACUUCCUCUGGAUCGUUCGGCCGGACAUCGUGAGGAGCGAGGCGGCCGUGCUGCCGCCAGAGUUCUUGGAGGCGACCAAGGACAGGGGCCUGCUGGCGAGCUGGUGCGACCAAGAAGCGGUGCUGCGGCACGACGCGGUGUGUGUGUUUCUGACGCACAGCGGGUGGAACUCGACGGUGGAGGGCCUCUGCGGCGGCGUGCCGAUGCUGUGCUGGCCCUUCUUCGCCGAGCAGCAGACCAACUGCCGGUACAAGUGCGUCGAGUGGGGCGUCGCGAUGGAGAUCAGCGACAACGUGCGGAGGGAGGCGGUCGAGGGGAGGAUCAGGGAGGCGGUGGAUGGGGAGAAUGGGAGGGAGAUGAAGAACAGAGCUUUGGAGUGGAGGAAGGAGGCUGUUCGGUCCACGGCUAGGUCGUUGGAUAAACUUGAUGCACUGAUCAGUGAUGUGUUGCUCUCUGGUAAGAACAAUUAGAGCUAGCUAGCUAGCUCGAUCGAUCACCGCUCGAUCGAGGGCGAACAAGCACAUGUAUGUGUACAUGUCUACAUGAUAUGAUUUGUGAUCAGUGCGUGAUGCUGUUC